AUGGACAUCGACGACAUUCUCGCCUCGGUCGAUCGCGGCCCAGGCGCCAGCCCCGAGUCAGCAGCGCUGGACCACCAGCUCCUGACGCGCUUCUGGGUCGCCGAACGCGCCGUCUCGGAAGUUCUACCAUGGCCGGCACCACUGAUGGAGCGCAUGAUGGACCGGGUUCGGAUGCAGGUAAGCAGCGCGCAACAAACCCCCAAGAGCCAAACAACCCUAACCAGACUGAAUCCCCCGCAGAUCGAAGCAAUUGAAGACCUGGCCGCCUCCUCCGGCGACACAGCCAUGCAAAGCACAACAACGCACAACCCCAACCUCAACCUCCGCCUCUCAAUCCUCCAAACAGACCUCGCACGCACGCAAUACAUCAUCCGCAGUCUACUACGGGCGCGGCUCGCAAAGAUCACAAAAUACAGCAUGCACUACCUCGUCCAGCUAGCCUCGCGCAACAAAAACCCCCUCUCGCAAUCCCAAUCCCAGUCCCAAUCCCAAUCAACAGCCGCCAACGCUCAACCCGAAGAUUCCGUGCCUGAUAUUUCCUCGCUGGAUGAUCUGGCGCCGCUGUCUGAGCCGGAGGCUGCAUUUUUGCAUUCGCAUCAGACGCUGUUGGCGGGCCAUUAUGCGGGGUCGUUUAUGGGUGCAUUUCCGAGACAAUUGAGGCGGUUGGAUGACAAUGCUGGGGGGACGAGCAUGAUUCAGGGACCAGAGGUUCGGGAGGUUGUUUUUGUUCGGUGCUUGGGUGUUGAGGUUCCUGUUGUUGUUGGAGGGGAGGAGGAUGGGGGGGAUUAUGGGGUUACGAUGCGGAUGGGGGAUGUUUGGGUUGUGAGGUGGGAGGGAGUGAAGGAUGCUUGGGGGAGGGGGGAGGUUGAGUUGUUGUGA
Penicillium nucicola is the source of this 879-nucleotide messenger RNA. RefSeq names its product putative GINS DNA replication complex subunit Sld5 (gene sld5). Gene Ontology annotation, cellular component: GINS complex. Bases 1 to 879 code for a protein of 292 amino acids. The record is from RefSeq and is a predicted model, not a curated record. Gene Ontology annotation, biological process: DNA-templated DNA replication; double-strand break repair via break-induced replication. The transcript has a single exon. Lineage: Eukaryota; Fungi; Ascomycota; Eurotiomycetes; Eurotiales; Aspergillaceae.